Paramecium tetraurelia is the source of this 2115-nucleotide messenger RNA. RefSeq lists its product as uncharacterized. The record is from RefSeq and is a predicted model, not a curated record. Lineage: Eukaryota; Ciliophora; Oligohymenophorea; Peniculida; Parameciidae. The transcript has a single exon.
AUGAAAUCUCUAUAGCAAAGCACUUAUAAACAUCAAAUAUUGUCUGAUGUAUUCUCUGAUAUCAACUUCUAUAAAUAUCGCAGUCAGUCAAAUACUGAAUAAUACACUCCCCUCAAGGGAUUUCAGAUUGUUAAAUUAAGAGGUCCUUCUCGAUUAUCAGUUUAAUAAUCUUAAUAAUCUAUUAAGACUGUUAAGAGCAUUAAAAAAAGAAACAAUUCUCAAAGCAAUGUCAGAUUUGAUCUCUUCAAACAUGUCAUGGAAAUGGAUGAUAGUGAAAUGCAUGAAAAACUUAUGAAUCUUUUUGAAAUCGACCUUAAAAUGCGUAAGAACUUGGAAAUCAACAGAAUGAUAGUGCAGGACAAAUAAUAAUCCUCAGCCCAAAUCGACGAGAUCUAUUAAGAGAUUUUAUUGAUGUUAAGCAACACCAUCGAAAGAAUACAUCAAUAUAUCAAUGCCAACAAUCUCGAACGCUCAAACUUGAAAAAAGCACAUCGUAGAACUGCCGUUGAAAUCGAGCACCAAAUGCAAGAGUUCAUCAAUAUGAUGUUAACUGCUAUUGCCAAAAGAGAUAUGACUUUGGCAAGACUAAUCGAAAAUGCUUGGAAAUUGAUAUCUGUUGCAAUAGAAAUGAUAUUACAAAAUGGAAAAGCAGAAUAAGAAUAUAUCCAAUAAGAAGUAUUAAAUGAAUUAUAAUAAGAAGUUGUGCAAUUAAAAUAAUAGAAUGAAGAUAUCUAUCAUAAAUACAUGGAAGUCUCUGAAUUAAAUAAUAAAUUAACUCAUUAACACAAACAAGAAAUCAAUAAUCUAACUUAUUAAUUGAACAUGGCAAAAGUUGAAUUUAAUGAUUACAAAUAAAAUCAAGAGGCAUAAAGUACUUUAGAAAAUGCUACUGGAAGUCUCAAGGAUGUAGAACUCAAUCUCAAAGACACUCAUAAGAUAUUGAAUAAAAUCGAGGAGAAUAUUAGUAACAGAGAUACUUAACUUUAUUAGACAUUAAAGUCUGUUGUCUAAUAACAUAAAAUGGAUAAGGAUAGUCAAAUGAACAAAGCAUAGAAGUUGAUUAAUAGAUAUUAACUAAAAUCAUUAAAUACUAAGCAGUGUAUUAUAGCUUCCGAAUAUUUCAAUCAUCCUUUUGUUUAGUAUUUGGAUAUUAAUUUUGAAUACAAUUAGCAAGAUGAAAAGUGCAUCUAAUAAUUGCUUAUUGAUUGGUUUAAUUAAGAAUGUAUGAAACCUUAAUUUGGUACUCACCCAGCUUAAUAGAGAUUGGAAUAAAUAAGCACUUAUGAAAGGAGAAGCAAUGCUGAAAGUUUUAUUCAUUUUUUAACUAAAAAUGAUAAUCUAAAUCAAUUACAAAAUUGCAUUGCUUAUAUAAGUUAAAACUUAGAGAUGGGUGAUCUAAAUUAAUUAAACAAAGUAGAAAAAUUCAAUAGAUAAUUUUGUAUAUUUUUCGGCGUUAUUUUCCAAUUUGACAUUAACAAUAUAGAAAUUGAUUUGUUGACUUAUGAUCGCAUAAGAUUUUUGUAUUCAGGUCUUGUUUAGACUAACUAAGAAGAACAAAUUCAGAAUUAAAAUAAAUUCUAAUGGUACAAUUUUAUUAUUUAAAAUCUGGGUGAUUUAUGUGCUUCAAUAUUUCUGGAUUAUUCAGAAAAAGUAUCAAAUUCUUAAUAGACAAUUAUUUAAAUCUUUGUCUACAUUAUGUAAUGUGAAAGUGAUAAGAGAAAACACCACAUAAAGAAAUUGAUUGAGGACUUCAAGAAUGUGGAUAUUGAAUUGAAUUUACAAAGAGAAAGAAUGUAAAAAUAUGUCAAAGAAUUAUGCUCAUUUUACAACUACUAAUAUAAUGAAUUGCAUGUAAUUCAAUAUGCCUAGGCUUUAUUUGAUCGCUAUAUUCGAGUUUAUCAAACUGGAAGAAAAAGAAAUGGUUUAGAAAUCGGAGAGUGGAUUAGCUUUAUUUAGGAAUUGUAGCAAAUAAUGAAUAAGUUAAUAUUAAUUAAACCUCAUCUGCAUCAUCAAAUCUUUAUGCUUGAAGAUCUUCAAUAUGUAAACAAGGAAUUUUAAGUGCAUACUCGAACUACAUAGAUCGAAAGAAGGGAAUCACAAAUAAGAAAAAAAUGA